Paramecium tetraurelia is the source of this 852-nucleotide messenger RNA. RefSeq lists its product as uncharacterized. NCBI's taxonomy places the organism in Eukaryota, Ciliophora, Oligohymenophorea, Peniculida, Parameciidae. The record is from RefSeq and is a predicted model, not a curated record. The transcript is spliced from 2 exons.
AUGUUGAGAGAUGCUGGAGUGGAAACGACACAUUAAUUAAUAGACAAAAUAGAAAUGAGAGUCAAGAACUUUCUCAAGACUCAAUCUACCAAGCAAAUAUAACCAUUGCAAUUAAACAAUUCAAAUUUAGAUUACAAUAAUAGACACAUAUCUAUGUAUUCAAAAAAGGAAAAAGGAGACUCCAACAUUUUCAGUCAAUUAGAGAACAUUCCUCCAUAGAGAUAAUUAACUUAAUGUUCAAGAACUUCAGAUUGUCAAAUUCCAUUAUUGAAAGAAAUCCAAGAAAUUGAUCAAUCAUACAAAAUUGAAAUUGAUUAAUUAAAGAACACAAUUGUACAAUUAAAAUAAGUGAUUGAAGAGUUAAAGGAAUGUAUUUCUGGAUUAACACAACAAUUGGACUUUAAAUAAAGAGAAGCUGAUUAAGUAAACAAAGAAAAUGAGAAUACUAAAAUACUUGUAUAGACUUUGAGGGAUGAGAACUCUUAUCUAACAAGGGAAAUAUAAUAAUUAAUAAAUGAAUAACACUCCAACAAUCCAAAAGUCAGUUCUUUAAAUAUUGAGGUUCAGGAGGAGAGAAAGAGAAGUGAAAAAUUAUAAUUGGAGAUAAGUGAAAUCAAAAUGAGAGUUGAAAAAUAAAGAGAUUCUGCAAAAACAAAUUCAGACUCCUAGAUCAUAGAAAAAUUGGUUCAUAAAUUAGAAGAUGCUCAAGAAUAAUAACAACGUUAGAAUCAAUAGUUUAUGAAAUACGUGAUAUAAUAUUUGGAGAAAUAAUAAAAUUAAUAAUUAAAACCAACUUCUACUUUACUAUUAAGUAAUCACAAAAAGCAAAAGUCUAGUUUAAAGAAAAAAUGA